ACACACGCACUAAAUGUCAUGACAUUUUGUCGCACAUCAGUCGUCUCCAUUAUUCAUCAAGCGUUCUCUCAGGAGAACGUUGACUUCAUGUUUGCUCACGCUGGAGAACAAAUCCUUUAAUAGCAGCUUGACAACACACGCGCACGAAACUACAUUCCAACUACGUUACAAACACCACUUGCAUGGACUUCAAUGAUGUCUAAAGAGGAAGAGCAAUGCUUAUUUCAUGAUCAUUUAUACAGUACGUGCUGAGGAAUGAGUGGAGUCACGUGAAUGGAUGUGUUAAGUCACACUCUUGUACGGCGGGCAACAGUAGUCCAUCAAAUGAGUCGAAUACUGAGAGAAGAUUAAGAUUACUGUCUGAGUCACAUGUGAAUAACACGUCGAGCGAUGAUGACCCAACUACACUCAUCCACAACAUGCUGAGAGACUCCAGCUGGGAUGUCAGGGAUGGAUGCGGUCACCGCAGGCAACAACGAAACCACAACCUCCUCAGCGGAAAACGGAACCUUCCUCCGCCUCUCGCCGACGUCCCAUUCUACGUGGGCCGCCGCCUCGUCGCCGGGCCGGGGCGGGAGCGUCUACGUUUACGUUUGGCUCUUCCUCGGCCUCCUGCUGCUCCUGCUCAGCCUGCUCGUCAUCGCCCUCCACCGGCUGAAGAACAUCAUCUCUUCCUCGUCCUCAUGCUCGUCUUCCUCGCUGCCAGAGUGUGGCAGUGAAGGUCGCAGCUCCUUCACCAACAUGGAGAUCUGCAGUAUCUCCUCUCAGAGACAGAGCAUCUCCUCACUGUGCACUUGAGGCUCUCUCACUCACACACACUGCAAAUACUCAUGUGUCUCACUUGUGAGGACAUCCUGCAGGGGAGACAUGAAGACAAUUUCCAUCGUCUGUCCUCUUCUUCUUGUCAAGACUGUUUAUUUUCAUGUCUGUAGAUUUCACUGCAAAUAAAUGUCAAAAAAUAAUUCUGCUUGUCUUUGUGUCUGAAAGGAUAUCUGGACAAAAGUAUUGGGCCAGCUACAAGAAGUGAAAAGUGAAGAAAGCGGGAGAGUCUUUGCCUUGGGAACAGCGUCCACUUAUCUGGGAAGACUUUCCACCCGAUUUUUGUGUAUGUCCAUUUGUGAGAUCAGAGGUUGGAGCUCAGAGAGGUGUUCUUCCACCCCAAACUCCUCCAUGAAUGCCUUUAUGGACCGGAAAAGAGAAAGUGUUCCGACGUUUUUAGGUUUCCUUUCCAAAUAUGGUCGUCUUUGUUCCUGUGGCGUCUCACAUCCGUCAUGCUGGAAGAAGCUGUCAGCGUUCUUGACGUCGCCUCCUUGUGUUCUCAGAAUAGUCCACUCCCUUCAGGAAAACGUUCAUCACAUGAUUGGCACACAGACUCAACGUUGGUAUGUAUCCUAAAAUGUUGUCUUGUUCACGAGCAGCUGGAACAUUUGGACAUUUUUCGAUACAAAGAAAAAGAGUGAAAUACAUUUUUUCCCGAGCAUCUCAGUAUGAUACAGAAAACAACAAUAAACGCUGUUAAAUUGUCAAUGGGGGGAGUGAUACAUUUUUUUACAUUAAAGAUGCUAAAAACAAUGCAAUGUAGGUCAAUAUAUGCAAAACUAUCCAAGCAAAGCAUCUUAGCUUUGUGUUAUAGCUGCCAAAGCAAAUUAUCAUAUCUAACAUUUGAUCAGUUCAUUUUAUUUUUACUAUAUGCCGAGUGUCAAAAAACGAGCUGCGAGACGAAAAUGGCCCCUGGGCCAUGAAUGCUGA
Messenger RNA from Dunckerocampus dactyliophorus (ringed pipefish), 1749 nucleotides. Its product is annotated as serine-rich and transmembrane domain-containing protein 1. The coding region runs from base 442 to 798 and encodes 118 amino acids. NCBI's taxonomy places the organism in Eukaryota, Metazoa, Chordata, Actinopteri, Syngnathiformes, Syngnathidae. The transcript has 2 exons. Gene Ontology annotation, cellular component: intracellular membrane-bounded organelle. The record is from RefSeq and is a predicted model, not a curated record.